Messenger RNA from Hippocampus zosterae (dwarf seahorse), 1194 nucleotides. It is a transcript of the gene adad2, whose product is annotated as adenosine deaminase domain containing 2. The coding region runs from base 1 to 1182 and encodes 393 amino acids. Gene Ontology annotation, biological process: adenosine to inosine editing; RNA processing. The record is from RefSeq and is a predicted model, not a curated record. Gene Ontology annotation, cellular component: cytoplasm; nucleolus. Gene Ontology annotation, molecular function: tRNA-specific adenosine deaminase activity; double-stranded RNA adenosine deaminase activity; double-stranded RNA binding. NCBI's taxonomy places the organism in Eukaryota, Metazoa, Chordata, Actinopteri, Syngnathiformes, Syngnathidae. The transcript is spliced from 7 exons.
AUGCUGUGGUCAGUGAGUGUUCACACUUCCUGUGUUUUAAUUUGGAACACAGAUUUCCACAAAAAGCACAUGACGGCAAUAAGCAGUGACAAAUUCAACAGCCUCUUGAAGAUGAGUCCGCAUUUACUGGGCUGCAAGAGCCACAUGGCGGCGUUUGUCCUUGUGAGAGAAGUGACAGACACAUCGGGCCGUGCAUGCGAGUUCUACCAGGUGGUGGCGUUGGGAACCGGCCGCUUCAGCUCCACCAGUUGGCUUUGCUUUAAUGGGACAGCGGUACACGACUGUCACGCCAUGAUCAUUGCCCGGCGGGCACUCCAGAGAUUCCUCUACAAGCAGCUUCUGCUCUUCUUCGACACUGACCCUCAAGCCAAGGAGGCGUGCAUAUUCGAGAGCAGCGCGGCCGGGCCGCAGCUUCAGCUCAAACCGAAGAUCAGCCUUCACCUUUAUACCAAUCAAUGUCCCGAAGGAGCCUACAAGAACUUCUACACGAGGUGCUCCGGCUACAACAAUUGGACCGCCCUAAAGCUGCAGUACCACACCAAGAGUUUACUGGUGCCCGCUGCCCACCUCAACUCAAACCACUGGGCGGCCAAAGUGUGCUGCAUGUCGGGCAGCGAUAAGCUGGGUCUGUGGACCAUCGUGGGCGUGCAGGGCGCUCUGCUCAGCCACUUCAUCCAGCCGCUUUACAUCGCAAGCAUGGUGCUCGGAGGCCAGAAGCUUUACGUUGACCACUUGUCAGACACCAGUAAGUGUCUGGGCGACGGCUGGGAGGACAUCCUGCCGCCGUUCUACAAGAAAUGUGACACCAGCUUCCUGUGCUGCGAAGAGGCCACGCCCAUCGAGGUGUCACCGCACCAUGACGUCCUCAGCAUCAACUGGUGCCUCGGAGACAAAGACAUUGAAGUGGUAGACAGCAGCAAAGGCUUCAUUGACCACAGUUCCCCGUCCAUGAGCGGACCCGGCUUCUCCAGUAGGCUGUGCAAGAGAGCGCUCUACAGUUACUUCCGUCAAGCGGCUCAGCUAGGCGGAUAUGGCUAUUUGCUGGCUCUGCCCACCUACCACAGUGUCAAGGUAGAAGCUGGUGUCUACCAGACCGUUAAGGAGCUAGUCAAGCAGCACUUCCUCAGCAAUCAUGGCGGCCCCUGGAAUGCCAAAAAGCUGGUGGACUUCUUUAGCAUCUGAAUGGUUUCUCCU